GCUAUUUCUUUUGAAUAUGGGUUAUACCGAAGAAGAAAAGUUUGAAAUUAUGAGGUUGUUUUACAAAGACAACAAUAAUGUUGCUCGAGCGCAAGCUGAAUAUCACCGUAUUCAUCCCGAAAUGAGAGUUCCUGCUAGGUCCACUUUUUAUUACACUGAAAGGAGUAUGAGAAACCACAAAAAUCUACAAAGAAAAAAACGAACAGUUUUAGCUAACGCGGAUGAAGAACUACAAAUUUUAUUAUAUUUUCAAGAAAAACCAUAUUUAUCAACCGUAGAUGCUAGUAGACACUUUCAAUGCUCUAGAUCUAAGAUUCAAAGAGUUCUUCAGAAAUAUGGAUAUCAUCCUUACAAAUUGAUGCCAGUACAAAAAUUAACAAAUAAUCAUGAAAUAAGAAGGCUAACAUACUGUAAUCAGAUGUUAGAUAUAAAAAACGUAGAUAACGAUAUCUUUAAUAAAAUCUUGUGGACGGAUGAAGCUGUAUUUACAACAGCAGGGAUGUAUAAUAGAAAAAAUACUCACAUGUGGGCACCAGCAAAUCCUCACGCAAACGUCGAAAUAAAAAAACAGGGCAGAAUGUCAUUAAAUGUGUGGUGUGGUAUCCUUAGAAACCAAAUAAUUGGACCCAUUAUAUUUCAAGGAUCUUUGACUGGAAAUAGGUAUUUGCGGUUUCUAGAAAAUGAGAUUGAAGCUUUAUUAGAAGAAAUACCUUUAAGAGAAUAUACCAAUAUUAUAUGGCAUCAAGAUGGCGCCCCGCCUCAUAACUUUAGGCCAGUAAGGAUUUUUUUAAAUAAUCGUUUUAUUCAGUGGACUGGAACCCAUGGUACCAUUAACUGGCCACCAAACAGCCCUGAUUUGACUCUUCUAGAUAGUUUUUUAUGGGGGUAUCUUAAAAAUGAAGUUUAUAAGGAAAGAAGUGAAAAUUUGGAGGAAUUAAGGGAAAAAAUUCAAAGAAGUAUAAACUCCUUAAAUGAAGAACACCCUGAAUAUAUUUCAAAUGCUCUGUUAAAACUGGACAAAGAUUAUAGAAACUGCGUUGAAAAUAAUGGCGGCCAUAUACAACAUUUGUAAAUAUUUAAAGAA
Anthonomus grandis grandis is the source of this 1084-nucleotide messenger RNA. RefSeq lists its product as uncharacterized. Gene Ontology annotation, molecular function: nucleic acid binding. Bases 17 to 1072 code for a protein of 351 amino acids. Lineage: Eukaryota; Metazoa; Arthropoda; Insecta; Coleoptera; Curculionidae. The record is from RefSeq and is a predicted model, not a curated record. The transcript has 2 exons.